CUGCGCGGCUCCUGCAUCGUCGACGAGUCGAUGCUCACCGGCGAGUCCGUGCCGCAGAUGAAGGAGCCCCUGGAGACGGUCACCGAGCGCCGCCCCUUCAACAUCGACACCGACGGCAACCUGCACCUGCUCUACGGCGGGACGAAGGUGCUCCAGCACAGCACCCCUCCGAAAAGUGCCACCGCCAUCAAGGGCACCGACAGCGGCUGCGUCUGCUACGUCCUCCGCACCAGCUUCAACACCAGCCAGGGCAAGCUGCUGCGCACCAUCCUCUACGGAGUGCAGCGAGUCACCGCGAACAACCUCGAGACCUUUGCCUUCAUUCUCUUUCUGCUGAUCUUCGCCAUCGCCGCGGCCGCGUACGUCUGGAUCCGCGGGUCGGCCAAUCCGAAGCGGAAUCGCUACAAGCUGAUGCUCGAGUGUGCGCUCAUUCUCACCUCGGUGGUGCCGCCGGAGCUGCCGAUUGAGCUCUCGCUGGCGGUCAACUCCUCGCUCAACUCGCUCAUUAGGCUGUACAUCUUCUGCACCGAACCCUUUCGCAUUCCCUUCGCCGGCAAGGUGGACAUCUGCUGCUUCGACAAGACGGGCACGCUGACCAGCAACAACCUCGUCGUGGAAGGCGUCGCCGGCCUGAACCCUGACAAGAGCGGCGAGAUUGUGCCCGCCUCGGAGGCGCCCGCCGAGACGAUUCAGGUGCUGGCCAGCUGCAACUCGCUCGUCCAACUGGAAGACGGUUUGGUGGGCGACCCGCUGGAGAAGGCCACCCUGGCGGCGAUUGACUGGACGCUGACGAAGGGCGACGCAGUGGUGCCGAAGAAGGGCAGGAUUCCCGGCAUGAAGAUCUUUCACCGGAACCACUUCUCCAGCCACCUGAAGCGCAUGUCGGUGAUUGCUGGCUACAAUGCCCAGGCGGGCGGUGGAGCGGCCGGCGAGACGACCUACAUCGCCUCGGUGAAGGGCGCCCCCGAGGUGCUGAAGCCGAUGUUCACCCGGCUGCCGGCCAACUAUGAGCAGGUGUACCUGGAGAUGUCUCGGCGAGGAACUCGGGUUCUUGCCCUCGGCCGGAAGAGCCUCGGCUCGCUGAGUAAGCCGAUUCGCGAGUACGCCCGUGAGGACCUCGAGAAGGGCCUCGACUUUGCCGGCUUCCUCAUCAUCAGCUGUCCGCUGAAGCCUGACUCGCGGGUGGUGAUGAAGGAGCUAGUGGGCUCUUCUCACUACGUCACCAUGAUCACCGGUGAUGCGCCGCUGACGGCGUGUCACGUCGCGAAGGAGCUGCACUUUACCGCGAAGAAGGACACGCUCAUUCUCAGGGCGACGGCUGCAAACGAUGUGAAGAAUGGCGACUCGUCAAUGUCAAUGCAGUGGAUCUCCAUUGACGAGUCGCUGAAGUUAGAUCUGAAGGGAGCGAAGGGCGGCUUCAAAUCGGUGAGGGCCUUCUUCGCCGCCUACGACCUUUGCGUCACCGGGGAUGCGCUAAAUGCGCUGCUCGACCACUACACCGACUAUGUGCCGGUGCUACUGCCGCAUGUGCGCGUCUUUGCCCGCAUUGCUCCCAAGCAGAAGGAGUUCAUCAUCACCUCCUUGAGGGCGCUCGGCUUUCACACGCUAAUGUGCGGCGACGGGACGAAUGACGUCGGUGCGCUGAAGCACGCCCACGUCGGCGUCGCCCUCAUCUCGCACAGUCAUCCGCCGCAGGGGGCGGCGUCGGCGGCUAAAGACUCGACAGCUAACGACAGUGCUGCUGCUGCAACGGCGAAUAAUCCAGCCUUGAAUCGGCACCAGCAGCGCAUCAACAACGCCCAGGAGCGCAUGCAGAAGAUGCUGGCGGAGCUGGAGGAGCAGGAGAAGGCGGCCAUUGUGAAGCUGGGCGAUGCCAGCAUUGCCGCCCCCUUCACCUCAAAGCUCUCCUCCAUUCAGUGCAUUCUGCACAUCAUCCGCCAGGGCCGCUGUACGCUGGUGACGACGCUGCAGAUGUUCAAGAUUCUGGCGCUGAAUGCGCUCAUUCUCGCCUACUGCCAGUCGGUGCUCUACCUCGAUGGCAUCAAGUUCAGCGACGGCCAGGCCACCCUGCAAGGCCUCUUUCUCACCUUUUGCUUUCUCUUUAUCACUCGAUCCAAGCCACUGGAAGUUCUCUCCCCUCGCCGCCCACUGCCGAACAUUUUCAACUUCUACACCAUUCUGACGGUGCUGCUGCAGUUUGCCGUGCACUUCUGCACGCUGCUGUACCUAGUCCAGGGGGCGGUGGCCCUUUCCCCGCCGCGGGAGGAGUUUCCCGACCUGGAGUCGGAGUUUAAGCCCUCACUGCUCAACAGUACCGUCUACGUCAUCUCCAUUGCACUGCAGGUGUCCACCUUUGCGGUCAAUUACAAGGGCCACCCGUUCAUGUGCAGCCUCUGGGAGAACAAGCCCCUGAUGUACAGUAUCGUCGGCUCCUUUGGGCUGAUUGUCGUCCUCGUCACCGGUGCAAUGCCCGAGUUCUCCGAGCAGUUCUCUAUUGUCGAGUUUCCCGAAGAGUUUCAACUAACAGUAAUCUCGGUGCUCUUCGCCGACCUUACCACAGCUGUGAUCAUCGACCGAAUUUGCGAGUUUAUCUUUGGUCGAUCCAGUCUCAAGUCCAUCUAA
Rhagoletis zephyria (snowberry fruit fly) is the source of this 2622-nucleotide messenger RNA. NCBI's taxonomy places the organism in Eukaryota, Metazoa, Arthropoda, Insecta, Diptera, Tephritidae. The record is from RefSeq and is a predicted model, not a curated record.